Mytilus californianus (California mussel) is the source of this 2124-nucleotide messenger RNA. RefSeq lists its product as uncharacterized. The transcript has 12 exons. Bases 54 to 1439 code for a protein of 461 amino acids. NCBI's taxonomy places the organism in Eukaryota, Metazoa, Mollusca, Bivalvia, Mytilida, Mytilidae. The record is from RefSeq and is a predicted model, not a curated record.
GGUUCUUCAUCUUUUUGUUCCAUUGUCUCCUAUCCAAGCAGAUAAGGGAUGGAAUGAGUCAUUGGCAGAGUAGACGAAAUGGAGAGUAUGGCGUGAGUGGAACAACAAUAACGAGGCAGACUGCAAUAACCUCAGAGACCGCACAACCAAGUACAUCGCAACAGGAAUCAUCCAAAGCAGAAGCGGGAGAAUUAAAUGAGGACGAUGCUAACGUUGCAACAAAAGAGACAAGACGCGAUGCUGAUUAUAUUGAAAAAUCGAAAGAACUCUUGAGAGAACGACAGGCAGAUAUAGAUAAAAAGCAAAAAUCCCUUGCUGACGAACUCCGAGCUAAAUUAGGUGGACAAAGUGGAGUCGCUACAGACACAAUCAAAGUAACAAGUAUUAAAAGAAAAGAUGAGGGUCCUGAGUGUGUAUCAUUGGCAAACGAUUCAUCUAGUGAGGAAAAGAAAUUUAAUGAUACUACGGAAGACCAGUCAUCGAAUAAUUCAGAAUGGUCAACGGAAACUGAAUCUCCAACUAAUUCGACAAUCAUUGUAGCACAUUCUGAUGAUUUGAAACAAACAUCAAACCAAAAUGCUGAUCCUAAGGAAAGGACAGUUUCAAAAUUAUAUGAAGAAGCAUGUAUUGAGAAGGAUGAUGUCCUAGAGUUAGAGGUUACGGUAGUUACAUCAUCACCUCUACCUAAACGAAGAUCGGAUUCCAUCUCAUCUAAUGAAGACGAGAUUGCUGUCAGAAAUUCAAGUCAAACUACAGAAAGCAAGGAAAGUAUUAUAAGCGUAUCGCACAGAAAAUCGGAUCAUACCAGUUCAGAUAGUGAGGAAGACCUAAACUCAAUACCAUUGAUCGUACAACAACCUAGCAGUGAAAUAGAAAAUGUCGAUUCAUUUUGGAGUUUACCUCCAACGAUAUCAGAUGGCAACUUAGUGGACUUUCCAGGAAAGUUAUCUAUGAGCGAUGAAGAAAACUGGUCAAAGGAUACACAAAUUACAGAUCUAAAUAGGUCAGAGCCAGGACUUAUAUCUGAUGCAACAGACGAAACAUCGAGAAUAUCUGAUUUCUCAACACAAAGUGCGCCUGCUGAUUUAAUUACUUCAUUGCAUGGUAAAAAAGAUACAAAGUUAGAAGAAAUUAUUCCAGAAUCUUCAAUUGCAUAUUGCACUUCCUCUUCUACUGAAACAUUGGGCGGUGAAACACAAGACACCGACUUGAAAGCAAGCAUAACAGAUUCGCUGGAGAGUCUUAGCCAAACUGACGAAACAAAGAUACCAGAAUCAGAAGACAACAACAAAGAACGUCCGAGUUCAGAACAAUCAAUGGACAUUCGGAAAAUUACAGAUACAGACGAUGAAGAACCCAUAGAGGAUACCACCGAAGCAGAAUCUAAGAACACCACAGAGAACGACGACAGCUGCUCAGAACAUAAUACAAAAUUGUGAAGAUGGUGAAGUUUCACAUUUAAAAAAAAAAAAUCUUUAUUUUACUUUUUGAAACCAUAGUAUUUUCCUUUGUGUUAAAUAAAUUGAAUAGAAAGUGCUAGGAAAAACUGUAAAUAACCCCAGCAGCUGAAUAAAAAUAGGCGGGGUAAUAACAAACAAGUUGUAGUUUCACAAAAAUCAUUAUUUCAUUCAUUAAUAUAUUUAAUGUAAAAUUCACAAAAAAACAUUUCUAUUCAUAAAAACAAAUUGAACAAUCAUUUUCCAUAUUUAUUCAAACAGUUUUGUUACAACAAGAUUUUGUCAAGGAUCCACGUUUUUAAACACACUUUUCAUUUUCAUUAUGUUGAUUUUGUAAUUUAAUCAUUGGUUCUUAUUUAUUUAUUUAUUUAUUUAUUAUUCAUACUGUCAUUCAAAUAUUUAUUGAUAUAGUAUUACACAUUUCAUUACAUAUGUUUCAUUUUCAUUGACAUAUGAUUACAAGUAAUUGAAAGGAUUUAAUGUGCGAAGAAUAAAAAAUGAUACAUUUUUUCAAUUCUACUUUAAUAAAAGAAUAUCUGCAAUUAUUGUUAUUUUUCAACUGCACGUAAAGAAAAAGUAUGGUAACGAUGUUGAUCCUAGACUAGAUAUAUAAUCAGUAUGGUCCGUUUAUGCUUGAAAUCUACUAGUAUUUAAUUUUGAUAUUAUU